Molecule: messenger RNA, 354 nt
Organism: Colletotrichum higginsianum IMI 349063
Lineage: Eukaryota; Fungi; Ascomycota; Sordariomycetes; Glomerellales; Glomerellaceae
Exons: 2
Coding region: 1-354 (117 amino acids)
Source: RefSeq, a predicted model, not a curated record
AUGGGGGUUUGCGGAGUUGGGAGCGGUUCAACGGUUUGGUUGGCUGUUGGGUUGGUGACGUUGGGCGACGGCGAUGUUUUGGGUGGUUCGAGGAGAAAGGCCGCCGUCAUUGACUCGAUCCGCAGAUAUCAAUACGACGACCUCGUUGAUCGUUCCAACAAACCUCCGCUGGUCUCUUCGACUUUGGUUCACUUCCAUCCAUGUCCCAGCGUGGUAUCUUUGUGCAUUGACGACUCUUCUGUUUCCCUCCCUCAAACUACUUUCGAUGUAUGUCGAUGCAGAUACAAAAAAAAAACCCAGAAGCAAAAGCAAGUGCUUGGCCUAUGCCUCAGCUGCCACCAUCUUCAGGUUUAA